AGCUGUACAAUAUUAUUAUUAUUGCUUACUCGAAUGUUAAACGUUUUAUUUGUUAUUUAUAUUUAUUUUACGAAUCACACACACACAUGACUGGCAUUCGAGUUUAAUAUAUUUAAUUUUUAACACACAUAUUAUACAAACGGUUUUACACCUCACCUCGUGUGAGUAUGGCCAACGCAAGCGUUUUCGAAGAACUCCGGCUAGUGCUGCGACCGGACGAUGCGGAUCGACGGAUUGUGUGCAUCGAAGAGACUGAAACGGCCAAAGGAGACAUAAUCACGGCGUUUUACUUGUGGUACAUACUGAACAAAACCGACCGACCCGUUUUAAUGUUCGGCGUGCGAGACGCGUUCGGCCAUUACCACAACGUCGGGCUUAAGUACAACUACAACUUACUGUCGAUGGCCAACAAGAAACGAUUUCAGUUUGUCGAACCCGAACAUUCCAUUCGAUCUUGGCUCGACCCCGUGGAAAAGCUGAUGGAAAAAUGUCCAAACGAAACGUUGUAUUUAAUCGUCGACGAUCUCAGCGUUCCACUGCUGUUGGGCGAAACCGUCGAGAACAUUGUCGCGUUCUUGACCUACGUUAGAAAACACCAAUCGAUUGUAUUGAUAUUUGCAUGUUGGAAGCACAAAGUCGACGACGCGACCAAACGACUAGCAGCCGUAGCGUCGCAUUUGUCCGAUGUCAAGAUAGCGUUGGCGCCAUUGCCGACGGGAUUCUCCAACGCGGCGACGGGCACAAUGAGGAUCACUUCUUACAAAACUAUGUUCGACAUGAGCGAUAUUUCUUAUUUGUACAAACUGUCCGAUAACGGUUUAUCGCUUACUCUGAAUAAAUAACGUAAGUGAUGACUUCUGUAUAAAUAUAUAAACAUUGUAUUUAAACAAUCAAACAUUUUUGUUAAACAAAUAAAUUUCAAUAACUUGUAAAUAAAAUAUAUACUAUUACAUUGGUUUAACUUGUUGUGUGCAAUAUAAAUAACGAAAAUACAAUAAUAAUAUAAAGUAGGUAAAUAAAA
This is a messenger RNA of Adelges cooleyi (spruce gall adelgid), 1021 nucleotides long. RefSeq lists its product as uncharacterized. The transcript has a single exon. Lineage: Eukaryota; Metazoa; Arthropoda; Insecta; Hemiptera; Adelgidae. Gene Ontology annotation, cellular component: elongator holoenzyme complex. The record is from RefSeq and is a predicted model, not a curated record. Gene Ontology annotation, biological process: tRNA wobble uridine modification. The coding region runs from base 168 to 842 and encodes 224 amino acids.